Molecule: messenger RNA, 1152 nt
Organism: Kwoniella shivajii
Lineage: Eukaryota; Fungi; Basidiomycota; Tremellomycetes; Tremellales; Cryptococcaceae
Exons: 2
Coding region: 1-1152 (383 amino acids)
Source: RefSeq, a predicted model, not a curated record
AUGAUCACAUUGCAAACCGAUCCAGAAACCGGUGUUGACCACAACGUCCUACAUUUUGAGUGUAUGUGGCGACCAAAUGAGGAACCGGAAGGCGAACUUCGACCGUUCGUUCAUCCACGCAUACCCGUAUUCAAUGAUGUAUUAGGAUACUCCGAAAAGCCAAAGAAUAACAGAAUGGGGUUUCAUCCAUCGAUGAUCUUUGACAAGCACAAACUCCCUACCGAAACCCUUGCAGAAGGGAUAUCUGUAACCGUCGAUUUGCUCACACAAUCUGAAAAAGCUUAUAGUGUAUUGAUGGGUGAGCUCGACGCACGUCUUGAAAGGUGUGCACAUUUGAGGAACGAACUCGAAUCCAACGACAAGGCGAUCUCCAAAACAUCACACCCAUUUGCGGAGCGGCAUCCAGCUCUGGUCGCGCAGUACAAAGAAGAAAUAGCGAAAGCUUCUCAUGAGAACACUGAAAUAGACCAGAUAUUGAGAGCUUUAACUUGUUACAGGAUGAGUAUCCCUGUCACACUCAGGACCGCUUACUCUAAUCGCAGCCAUUUUCAGAAAAGGUCGACCGAAGAGUAUCUACAAACUGAGAUGUGUAGAGUUACCGUGAAGAGCGGGAGUAAGGAUGACUUACUGCGUAAAUGGAGAAACAGAUACAUAUCAACCAUUGAAAGGAAGGACGAUCGAUCACUACUCAGAUUGGCCGAGGCACAGUGCGCCAUGUAUACGAACGCAUCCGCCGCAGUAAAGCAAAAGGUCCUUGAUGAGAGUGCACAUUUGCAAGAGCAACUUAACCAGUCAAUUAGGACGGAAAUAAAGUCUCGAAGGGCAUUUGAGGAGGAGUUCAGAGCUAAAUAUGGAAAAGCUGAGGUGCCUCGGUCCGCCUCAGGAUGGGAUGAGCUAUUCUCGAAGUCUGAACAGUGGCGCAAAGACCGGGAAACUACUACGAGUAUCGAUCACACAAUUGAAAAAGGUAAAGGUGAUGUGGCAUCGGUCGUUUCCACUGAGGAGGACACUCAAACCGCUCCGUCAUCUAAUUCUCAAGGCACAUCCUUUGGAGUCCAAUUUCCUCGCUGGUCAAUGACAGAGCAACUCCCUCCGUUCGGUCAUUGUACAAAGGACUCCCCUACCGUCUACAGCAGUACAUUCGGCUACUAG